Molecule: messenger RNA, 1447 nt
Organism: Syngnathus typhle (broad-nosed pipefish)
Lineage: Eukaryota; Metazoa; Chordata; Actinopteri; Syngnathiformes; Syngnathidae
Gene: lg3h22orf23
Product: linkage group 3 C22orf23 homolog
Exons: 7
Coding region: 738-1409 (223 amino acids)
Source: RefSeq, a predicted model, not a curated record
UGCAUGACCAUCCCAUCAACGAUAAAGACUCCCUCUCUUCCCCCCCGGUGACGACUGCACAGACAUCAUCUUCAAUAUCCAAAAGUUGCGGUUGGUCGGCUCACUUAACAUAUAGUCUUUGAGCCAAAAAGAGGAGAAUAUUCACAAGGGCCAUACAAAGAGUUUUUUCAAAUAAGUCUGAGAUCAAUUGUGCUUUGUGUUCAUAUAUCCCAACCAAUGACUUUUCAAGGAAGGAAUAACACCAAGCAUGGGAUAAUACAGAGAAAUGUGGUAACCUUCAUGCGUUCAUAAAGCCUAACGGGCCUUUUUCUCAGUAUCUAUAAAUUAUCAAAAGUAUGCUACAUAUGCUCUCUCUCUCUGUCUCUCUCUCUGUCUCUCUCUCUGUGUAUAAAAAGCCUCUUACGGCCAAUUUAAAAAAACAAAAAACAAUAAUGUGUGUAUAAACAGCCUCUUACGGGCAAUAAAAAAAAGAAAUUCAAUGAAUGCAAUCCUUUUUGGACAAGUGGAAAAUUCCCGCCCCCUAGCGGCAGUUUCUGUUUAUGCUUGCCAGUCUGAUUUCUUUUUUUUUUAAUGAUGUGUUGUUGUUUGGUCCAUAGAUUCACCCAUAAAAGUGCAUGUUUGAGUCGAAACUGUCUUAAAAAAAUACUCUAGUCUAGUCCAAAUAUUACUUUCUGCGUGUUGUUUCUUGGUUGCUAUGGAUACCGAACGCCAACUCCUCAACGCCAUGGACGGCUGAAAUGGAAAAAAAAGUCAAGAAGCGGGAUACACAGAUGGAGAUGUCAUCUCAGACCAAAGUCAGAGGAGGGCAAUGGAAGCCCACAAGAGACAGCAAGUACAGCAAGCAGACCCAGGACCUGCUGACAUCAAUGAUGCAAGAGUUCACUCUCAGCAACCGCCAAAGAAAAAAGAUCAUUGACUGUCUAAAGGAUGGCUCAGCCUUGCCACUGACCACUGAGCCCACAUCAUCAGCUUCCUGUCUUCAGCCGAAAGCCAGUCAAUGCUACCCGAAACUUCUCCCGGUUCGGCCUCUGAGAAGGAGUGCCGUUUCUUGUCGCUCGGGAAACAACUAUGUCCGAGAAAAGUUCUGUCCUGCUCCCACAAGAGACUUAGAAAAAGAGAAGAGGAGGCUUCAAAACAUCCUGGCAACAGGACAAGAACAAGAAGAGACAGCCUCCCAUAAUGUUGCUGCGAAUCGGAAGCCGAAAGUGGUAGAGGAGAAAGACCGCUAUCAGGAAGUUCUGGAUGAGAUUCGGGAACGACGACAAUUCCUGGCUGACAUGGCCUCGCUUGGACAGGACAAGCAGUACAGCCACAUCAUUAACACAGAAAUUUCACAGAAAAUCAGGGAAUUGGAGGCGCUGAAUGGCAAACUUUCUCGGGAAGCCGUGUCUGAGCUGAGUGUGGAUUAGUUCAAAAUUUCACAUUACAUUCACAAGAAAUAAAUUAC